Olea europaea var. sylvestris is the source of this 1382-nucleotide messenger RNA. RefSeq lists its product as uncharacterized. NCBI's taxonomy places the organism in Eukaryota, Viridiplantae, Streptophyta, Magnoliopsida, Lamiales, Oleaceae. The record is from RefSeq and is a predicted model, not a curated record. The transcript has a single exon. Bases 273 to 1187 code for a protein of 304 amino acids.
AUUUAAUUUAUAAAUAAAUAGUUUGGCCUGUUUUUGGUUUGCCGGGGGGAGGGAAUAAAAACUGGAGAAAGUUGGCACGAAUGGCGGGGGGGUCUGGAGAGUCUGUUUAUAGCGGAAGUGUAACCUCUCCUAUUUUCAGUUUUCCGGCGAAUGCUGAAUAACUAUUGUGGGCAGCUAUAGUGAAUGAUAGAUCUUUCCAAAAUACGGUAGUGGUCGGUCUUCGUGGUGAAACAAUAUCAAGGAAAUAGUCAAAUAGAGGUUUGAGUUAAGAAAUGGCAGCCCUAAUUUACAACAUAUUCUCUUCUUCAGCACUGUUAUCGCUGGGGCUCUACCAUCUCAUCUGCACCACCAGAAACCAUCUCAAGUCCCCGCGCGAUUACGUCGCUAAACCUUAUCAUCCUCUCCCUUUCUCUUCUUCAUCAACUCGAUUGCUUAAGUAUCUCCAGCUCUAUUUGAUCGUCCUCUGUCUCUUCAUUGCCUUGGUCCACCAGAUCCUCGUUUCCUCCGACGCUGACCCCCUCCUCAAGGGUCGAACCCCUGUUCACCGCUUCACCUCCCUCCAAGCCGCCGCCGUUCUCUUUUGCUUCCUCUUUCUCUCCAUUUGCCUACUCCUCUCCGAGGCCACCUCCCUCCUCCCUCUUCCGCCAGAUCUCUUCUUUGCCAUUGCAUCCGCUAUCUUCUUCCUCCAAUAUUCUGUCUCCUCAGCCGCCGCCGCCAUCCAGACCUCUGAUCUCCAGGCGAAGUGCGACUCAGUGGCUGCCCGCAUCUCUGCCCUUUCCUCUGCUUUGUCUCUUGUUCUUGCCUUCCAACCCAGGCUGUUCGUCAUCGAUGCCGGCCUGGGGGCAUCCCUUUGCCUGCAGGGCCUAUGGGCCCUACAGACCGGCCUCUCCCUCUACGUUGACGCUUUCAUUCCCGAGGGCUGCCACAAGCUGCUCGAUGUCGUCAGCGGAGUAGAGGGCUCCACCAAGUGUAAUUUGGAAGAUUCCAAGCUCAGGGCCGUGACAAUCCUGGAUCUGGUAUUCGUGCUCCACGUGCUCCUUGUGCUCCUCGUCUUCAUGGUUGUGUAUGCUGCCGUUGCCAGGACCGCUUGUAUCCGCAACAGAUUCGGCUCUUACGAGGCCUUGCCAACUGCUGCCGCUGAUUCCAGUCACAUUCAAAUGAAGGCCAUGACCGGCACUCAGGCGUAAACUCCUGUCACCAUUCGUCUCCUUGUCAAGACAAUUAGGUAUCACUGAUAUCUUUCACAUUUUUCUGUACCUUCAGCUGUAGAGUUAUGGAUUGAACAAUUGCUCGAUCUUACUUUUCUCUGUUAACCGAAACCUUGUAAUCUCAUCUUCAAGGGAGUUUUUCGUAUACAAAGAAAUUGAGCAUUUAUGAUGACA